AUGGCUCACAUCGACUUACCCUCGCCUCCUUUCAUACAUGUCCCAGGUCUCGCCAACCUACGAGAUGCCGGGGGUUAUGCCAUCGAAGGCCAACCGGGCAAGGCCAUCAGGCGCGGCGUGCUCUACCGCUCCGCCGACCUGACCAAGCUCGAGGACGAGGGCGUCGCCGUACUGCGGCCACUGGGCAUCACCCACGUAUUCGAUCUUCGGUCAGUCCCCGAGCUUGCAAAGAGCGGCAACCACCCGCCGAAGACCUGGGAGGGCGCCGCCCGGGUGUUUGUGCCCGUCUUCUUGGACAAGGACUAUAGCCCCGAGGCUUUAGCGACGCGCUUCCGGGACUAUAGUGACGGGGCCAAGGGUUUUGUAAACGCCUACGCCACGAUCCUCGACUCCGCUGCCGAUCCGGACCAUCCACACUCGCCCUUCCGCACCGUUCUCGAGCACAUCGCUUCGUCGGCGGCGCCCUCCCCGCUACUGGUGCACUGCACCGCCGGCAAGGACACACUCAUCCUCUCGCUCUGCGGUCUCGACGACGCCACCAUCGCCCAGGAGUACAGCCUGACCGACCUCGGCCUGGCGCCGCGCAAGGAGGAGAUCGUGCAGCACCUGAUUCGUGGGGAGGCGCUGUUUGGGGACCGGAAGCGCGCCGAGAGGAUGGUGAGCGCGCGCCAUCGCAGGAGUGAAUACAUGCUCGGCACGCUGGCCAUGAUCCGCGAGCGGUACGGGUCCGUGGAGAGCUACGUCGUCGACCGCCUCGGCGUGUCCCCCGAAAGUGUCGAGCAAAUCCGGCGGAACCUAGUCGUCGAUCUGGCCGAGGGGGAGGAGUCGCUGGAUUGGAGGAGCCACGCCGCCGGGCUAGCGGCUCAACCCCGGCCUUAG
Chaetomium globosum CBS 148.51 is the source of this 879-nucleotide messenger RNA. RefSeq lists its product as uncharacterized. The transcript has 4 exons. The record is from RefSeq and is a predicted model, not a curated record. Gene Ontology annotation, molecular function: phosphoprotein phosphatase activity. Lineage: Eukaryota; Fungi; Ascomycota; Sordariomycetes; Sordariales; Chaetomiaceae. The coding region runs from base 1 to 879 and encodes 292 amino acids.